Molecule: messenger RNA, 1779 nt
Organism: Pipistrellus nathusii (Nathusius's pipistrelle)
Lineage: Eukaryota; Metazoa; Chordata; Mammalia; Chiroptera; Vespertilionidae
Source: the annotation of a GenBank genome assembly
AUGGCCUCAGACAUGCACAUGCCAGGCCCGGUGUGCCUCAUUGAGAACACUAGCACAAAACUAGUGGUUAACCCGGAAGCUUUGAAGAUCCUGUCUGCCAUUGCAGAGCCUGUGGUGGUGGUGGCCAUUGUGGGUCUCUACCGCACAGGCAAAUCCUACCUGAUGAACAAGCUGGCUGGGCAAAAAAAAGGCUUCUCUCUAGGCUCCACGGUUCAGUCUCACACCAAAGGCAUCUGGAUGUGGUGUGUGCCUCACCCUAAGAAACCAAACUACACUCUAGUUCUGCUUGACACUGAGGGCCUGGGAGAUGUAGAGAAGGGUGACAACCAAAAUGACUCCUGGAUCUUUGCCCUGGCAAUACUGCUGAGCAGUACCUUUGUGUACAACAGUAUGGGGACCAUAAACCAGCAGGCCAUGGACCAACUGCACUAUGUGACAGAGCUGACAAAAAAAAUAAGGGCAAAAUCUUCACCUGAUGCAAAUGAGGAUGAGGACUCAGCUGACUUUGUGAGCUUCUUUCCAGAUUUUGUGUGGACACUGAGGGAUUUUUCCCUAAAUUUGGAAGUAGAUGGGCAACCCAUCUCAGCAGAUGAGUACCUGCAGAAUUCACUCAAACUCAAGCAAGGUACCAGUCCUAAAGAUGAAAAGUUUAACCUGCCCCGACUCUGUAUCCGAAAGUUCUUCCCAAAGAAGAAAUGCUUUAUCUUUGAUCGGCCCACUCAUCGGAAGAAGCUAGGCCAACUUGAGACAAUGCAUGAUGAUGAGCUGGACCCCGAAUUCGUGCAACAAGCUGCUGACUUCUGUUCCUACAUCUUUACCAAUUCCAAAGUCAAAACUCUUUCAGGAGGCAUCCAGGUCAAUGGACCCCGGCUGGAGACUCUGGUGAUGACCUAUGUCGAUGCCAUCAGCAGUGGAGACCUGCCCUGCAUGGAGAACGCAGUCCUGGCCUUGGCCCAGAUAGAGAACUCGGCUGCAGUGAAAAAGGCCAUUGCCCACUAUGACCAGCAGAUGGGGAAGAAGGUUGAACUGCCCACAGAAACCCUCCAAGAGCUCCUGGACCUGCACAUGGCCAGUGAGAAAGAGGCCAUUGAAGUCUUCAUCAAGAAUUCCUUCAAGGAUAUAGACAAUUUAUUUCAAAAGGAUUUAGCGGCCCAGCUAGAAAAAAGGCGGGAUGACUUUUAUAAAGAGAAUAUAAAAGCAUCAUCGGAUCGCUGCUCAGCUUUACUUAAGGAUAUCUUCCAUUCUUUAGAAGAAGAUAUAAAGCAGGGGGUUUAUUCUAAACCAGGAGGAUAUCAUCUCUUAAUGCAGACUGUGCAUGAGCUCAAGAAAAAGUAUCUUCAGGAACCCAAGAAGGGAAUACAGAGUGAAGAAGUUCUUCAAACAUACCUCAUGUCCAAGGAAUCUGUGAUUGAUGCAAUUCUACAGACAGACCAGACUCUCACAGAAAAGGAAAAGGAGAUUGAAGUGCAACGUGUGAAAGCUGAAUCUGCAGAGGCUGCAGCAAAAAUGCUGGAGGAAAUGCAAAAGAAGAAUCAGCAGAUGAUGGAGGAGAAAGAAAAGAGUUAUCAGGAACAUGUGAAACAACUGACUGAGAAGAUGGAGCAGGAGAGGGCCCAAUUAAUGGCAGAGCAAGAGAGGACUAUGGCUCUUAAACUUAAGGAACAGGCCUUAUUACUAAAGGAAGGAUUCCAAAAUGAGAGCAGACAACUUCAGAGAGAAAUAGAGACGCUCAAGAAUAACAUGGCAAGAAGAAAUAGGAAUAAAUGUACCAUAAGCUAA